Molecule: messenger RNA, 1788 nt
Organism: Camelina sativa (false flax)
Lineage: Eukaryota; Viridiplantae; Streptophyta; Magnoliopsida; Brassicales; Brassicaceae
Source: RefSeq, a predicted model, not a curated record
UUAGGUUAAAAAAUAAAUCAUAUUAAUGAAAAAAAAACAAAUUUUGCUAGUGAUCGAUCCUUGUGUUAGAGAUUUAAGGAUCACUAAGAAUUGAUGUUGUGUCGACACAUGAUUGGCUAGAGAGAAAAAUAUAUUUUUUUUUAUUUUUUGACUCCCUCAUUCUCUCGCAACGCCUUUGUCCGUCGUCAUCACCAUCUCCAUCGCCUGUGCAACCAGCGACAAUUCAAGUGGCGAAAUAAGAGUCUUUGGUUCAAUGAUGAUUCAAUCAGUUUUCCUGGAACAGUUGCAGAACUUGGCUGGACAACACUCAAAUGUCCUUGAGAACUUGACUCCGACAGUCAGGAAGCGUGUCGAGGUUCUAAGAGAGAUUCAAGAUUUGUUGGCCCAACGGAUGGCCACACGAGAGUUCUGCAGUUCAUAUUCCAUCUUCUUACCGUAUUCCAAAGAGCUCCAGGAGAGCAUCGUGGUGGUGAACCGUGAACGCCAUUGGGAAAUUGAACUUCACAUUGUCUCCAGCAUCAUAGUAGCCUCCAGUCAAGUCCACCUGCAACUCAUACCAUGUUAUUCAAAUGGAUGCUUUAAGCUUUUACCGGCUAGUAGUGACAAUGGGUUUACAGUUUAGUCUUACAUGAGCAGAGGAGCCAUCAGAGAGGCCAGAGCUGAAUCUUCAUGAGAGUUUUUGGUCACCAGGGAUACGACCAGAACGCUGACCUUGGAAAAAGAGCAACGACUUUGAGAGUGCUUCUCUGUAAUUGGGACUGGCAUAGGUUUGUUCGAGUAGAAGCACAGAGAGAAGGAACACAAAGUAGAAAGGAGAAGCCAUUCUUGUAAUCGUGUUCGCUUGAGGGUACGGCUCGUUCACACACGCGUAUAUAUAGCGAGAGAAUGAAAACGAGGCUGAUGAGAUUUAGAGCGAAAAAUAUGGCUUUUUUGGAAUUCACUGUUAAAAAACGGUUUUAAGUUAUAGAAAAAAAUAAAACUGUAGGAUUUGAUUUUAAAAAUUCCAGGUUCUGUUUAGUGUUCUUGCAGGUUUUUGUUUUGAAAACUGCAGUUUCUAUUUUGAAUACUUUCAAGUUUUGGUUUUUAAACUGUAGGAUUUGAUUUUAAAAAUUGCAGGUUCUGUUUAGUGUUCUUGCAGGUUUUUGUUUUGAAAACUGCAGUUUCUAUUUUGAAUACUUUCAUGUUUUGGUUUUUAAAACUGCAGGUUCUUCUUACAAAUUGUACGUUUUGCUGCCACUGUGAUUCAGACUUGAGAGAAGCUUUGCAACUGGUGCUAAUUCCCACUCUUCUCGCAAAAGGGCAUAGCCCGAGAAUGUGGAGUAUGAAUUAUUCAGCUCCACACCUUCUUUCUCGUUCUUUUAUGCCAUGCUUGUUUAAAAUUUUAUUGAAUGCAAUAUUUUUAAGUUUUUAAAAGUAUAAAUGUCUUAUAAAUUUAAACAAAAUACCAUAAUAAUUUACAAUUACAAAAAAAUAUAUUUUUAAGAACCUUCAAUGGACCUGUGAAAUAUUAAAGUUUCUUUGUGAAAUAUUAAAGUUUCUUAAGAAGUUCUUAAUUUCACUUUUUUCAAAAUUAAGAAAAAAUUUUGUUUUAAGAUAUUUUCAUUAUAUUCUUUGAUGGAGAUACUCUUAGUAUAGAGACUAGAGAGAACGUUGAAUGUCUUGGUAAAAAAAUGUAUGCAUGUAUCUUUGCCGCUUUGCGUGCAUGUGAGUGUGUAAUUAUACUGUUAUCCUCCCAUGUACGAAAUAAACCAGAACACUUCUUGAAUGACAUGUGAAAAUUCAUAACUU